CGCGAUAAGGCGGCGGCGGCGGGGGCGCCGGGAGCCACAGCGAGUGGUGGCUGCUCGCGCCCGCGCCCGCCUCGCGCUGGGAGCGCCCCCCGGACACCGACCCCCGCCCGCGGUCUCGGCGGGACCCGAACCCAGCGGGUGCCGCGUCCCAGCCCGGGCCACCAUCACUUCCAAUCAGCCAUGUUCCAGGCCGCAGGAGCCGCCCCGGCCACCCCCUCUCAUGAAGCCAAAGGCGGCGGCGGCCCCAGCACUGUCCAGCGCUCCAAGUCCUUCAGCCUCCGGGCCCAGGUGAAAGAGACCUGUGCUUCCUGCCAGAAGACCGUGUACCCCAUGGAGAGGCUGGUGGCGGACAAGCUCAUUUUCCACAACUCCUGCUUCUGCUGCAAGCACUGCCACUCCAAGCUGAGCCUGGGCAAUUACGCGGCACUGCAUGGCGAGUUUUACUGCAAACCCCACUUUCAGCAGCUGUUUAAGAGCAAAGGCAACUAUGACGAGGGCUUCGGCCGGAAGCAGCACAAGGAGCUCUGGGCCCACAAGGAGGUGGACCCCAGCACCAAGACAGCCUAAGGCUCUCUGACCGUCCAUUCCCUCUGACGAGGGCCUGGAGCAGGACAGUGGGAAGUGUGGAGAGACUGGACCUGAGCUCACAGGGGGAGACGGUGGGAAGGGGAUGAGGCCAUCUUGCUCCAGCAGAGGGUUAUGGGGGCAGGGCUCUGCUCCAGGAUUCCUUCGUUCUCCCUCAGAGGGUGGGGAUUUGGGAACCAGGGUCGGAGGUUGCUCACCACCCUGCUUCCUGCUGCUUUCGCCCUCUCCCACCUAACCCCCUGGCUCCCCGGGAGGCCCCCAAGCCCAGCUUCCUUAUCUAGGUGCCUUUUCUCCAGCCAGGAGUCAGCAUGCCCCCUCAGGGUCCUAAGCUCCCUCACUGCCACCUGGGGCCCCGUGUGGCCCGUUUGUCUCCCCAUCUACCUCUGUCCUUAGCCUGGUUCUGAGCCAUGGAGACUGGAGGAAGGAGAGCCAGAGGGCCUCUGCUGGGCCUCGCAGAGUGCCCCCAGGGCUCGCUGUGGCAGGGCAUGCCCCGGCGGGGCUUGGGACCAUUGCACACCGCCCGCACAAGCGAAAGCACCUGCCAGUCUGAGAGCCACGGAGUCUGGUGGGGGCCACACUCCCUUCCUCUUCUCGUUUCUGCCGGUUCUGACUUGUGAUCAACCCCGUUUUAAACAUGUUUCAACGGAUCCUGA
Pipistrellus kuhlii (Kuhl's pipistrelle) is the source of this 1238-nucleotide messenger RNA. RefSeq names its product LIM domain containing 2 (gene LIMD2). Gene Ontology annotation, cellular component: plasma membrane; actin cytoskeleton. Gene Ontology annotation, molecular function: actin filament binding. NCBI's taxonomy places the organism in Eukaryota, Metazoa, Chordata, Mammalia, Chiroptera, Vespertilionidae. The record is from RefSeq and is a predicted model, not a curated record. The transcript is spliced from 5 exons. Gene Ontology annotation, biological process: actin filament bundle assembly. The coding region runs from base 181 to 567 and encodes 128 amino acids.